AUGGAAGAGAGUGUACCGACGUGUUUUAACUGCCAGAACAAGCUAGUUUUGGAUGAAACCAUUUGUAGUAAUUCACGGAAUCAACAUCAACCGUUUCCUGCUGAUGGUGAUCAAAUGCUUUGUUUUCACGACGGUCCUUCUGCCAAAGCUGGAAAUCUCUUUGAAAUUAUUUGCAAUUCAAAUUCAGCUUUAAAAGGACCAAUGUGUGAAGAUUGUACAGACCAGUUACUCUCGGGAAUGGACCAGUAUCUGAGGGAGCUGGAUGAAGAAUGUGCACAGUAUCGCAAAUUGCUGGAGUCUUUAAAAGAUGGAAGCAAUAUUCAUCUACUGGACAGAAAUAUCGUAACUUCCAAGCUUUCUGAAUUGAAAAAAGAAGAAGCUUCGUUGCUAUCUGAGUCCAAAAAACUGGCAGCAGAAGAGGCGAAAUUAGAUGCAGAAUUGAAAAAAAAGAAGAGUAAACUUCACGCCGAAAGUGAUUCAUCAAAUCUGUUAUGGAGAAAAUUUCGCGAUAACCACGGUGAAUUGAUGAAGAUGGAAGCUAAAGAACAAGAUUUGGAAGCCGAGGCACUAUAUUUAAGAAGUCUACGUGAGAGACUGUCAAAAAUAAACGUGCUGAAUACAGCAUUCCACAUCUGGAAGCAAGGAAGUUUCGGGACAAUUAAUGGUUUUCGGCUUGGUCAACUGCCGCAUUCUCAGGUAGAAUGGAGCGAAAUCAACGCUGCAUGGGGACAACUAUCUUUGUUGCUUAAUACUUUAGCGGCCUGUCUUGGAAUUAAGUUCACACGAUAUCGUAUUGUACCUGUGGGUAGUCAUUCGUUUGUUCAGUGCUUAAACACAAGAGCCGAAUAUCCGCUUUUUGGUAGUGGAGGUUUCAAACCGUUUGGACAGAAAAAGUUUGAUGAAGGUAUUUGUGCUUUCAUGGACUGCUUCUGUCAAUUGCAAAAAUAUGUAGAACGUACUGAGUUUCGAUUCCCACAUCGGAUGUACAGAGAACACAUUGAGGAUAAUAAAAUGGAAUAUUCGGUGAAGAUGCAGUUCAAUGCAGAAGAAAGAUGGACCAAAGCAAUGAAAUGCCUCCUCAUCAAUUUUCGUUGGGCAAUUUCUUACGUAGUACAUGCCAAAAUCUUGCAUUCUGAUACGACCUCCUUAUGA
This is a messenger RNA of Thelazia callipaeda (thelaziosis nematode), 1152 nucleotides long. The record is from the annotation of a GenBank genome assembly. NCBI's taxonomy places the organism in Eukaryota, Metazoa, Nematoda, Chromadorea, Rhabditida, Thelaziidae.